Larimichthys crocea (large yellow croaker) is the source of this 2668-nucleotide messenger RNA. Its product is annotated as torsin-1A-interacting protein 2. The record is from RefSeq and is a predicted model, not a curated record. The transcript is spliced from 9 exons. Gene Ontology annotation, molecular function: ATPase activator activity. The coding region runs from base 145 to 1719 and encodes 524 amino acids. Gene Ontology annotation, biological process: membrane organization. NCBI's taxonomy places the organism in Eukaryota, Metazoa, Chordata, Actinopteri, Sciaenidae. Gene Ontology annotation, cellular component: membrane.
GUCGCAAAAGAGUUCCCCUGUCAGUUUGAGGAAGACUUGUGUGUGUGUGAACGCGAUGUUUCGUCGUUUCCUUUAACUGCUGCGUUUUGUUUUUGUUUUGGCGUCUCGCUGGAAUCCUAACUGGAUACUCUGACGUUUGAGAAUAUGGAGUCUCGCCCUGUGAGACGGUCGCAAAGGCAGUCCACCAGUAAAGUAAUGAUUAUUGAGCCGACUGUCCGGAGACCAAUAAAGAGGCCCAGAAAGAAUUUAGAAAACCGAGCUCCUGCUGCAGCGGUCAAUGGUUCCAAAGAUAUGGAGACUGGCUCUGAGGAUGAAGAUUCCCCGAGCAAGAAGAGUCGUAAGGAGACUGGGAGAGAAGAAGUUGGCGGCGGUGAGAACAAGAUGGAUGUUCAGGAAUCAGCCGAACAUGUGGAGGAAAAUGGAGAGCAAGAAAUUGAGGAUUCCUCUUAUAACAUUCAUCAACCAGAAAUAUGCCCAGGUGCCGGUGGAGAUGUGAAUUUACUCCCUCGUGUAGCGCUGGGUGAACGCUACAAACCCAGUCAUGCUGUAAAUGAAGCCAAGACAGGUGGCGUCAGUUCUGUGAAUUUCUCCACUCGUGUAGUGCUCGGUGAUUGCUGCCGACCCAGUCAUGCCAAAAAUGAAACCGAGACAGUAAAACCAUCGAAUAAAGGACCUGCAGCUCCCAAGACUGCCACGCAAAUCAGAUCAAGACAUAGGAUCACGACAAUGGAAGAGUACAGGAAGACAAUGGAGGCCGAACCCAAGAGUAUUGGUAAACCACAAGUUAACCACUAUGCCCCAAGCAUGUAUCCAGCCUCGUCGAAAUCCUGCGCAACGCGGCAAAUUGCGAAUAACAUUCCGACACAGAAGAAAACUGAACAAAAAUCUCACAAAAAAGCAGGGAUAAAGGAAACUGACGUCAAGAAGAGAGGAUGCAUGUGGUAUUUCUGGCGUUUUGUCCUCCUGGUACUGCUCAGUACUUCUGCCUUCUUGCUGGCAUACAUGAUCAUUCCCAUAUUUCAAAGGACUGCAGAUAGUGUGAAGCAUCCACCCAGAGUUGUAGAGCCAGAAAAGUUUGCAGAUCACUUGACUCUUCUUGAAACUCAGUUCCCCAGUCAGCGGUCUGACUUAUGGAAGAGGAGCAAAAUCCACCUGGAGAAGCACCUCAAUACAGCCCAUCCCACAGAGCCAGUCAGUCUGAUCUUUACCUCUGGCCUCAAAGCUGAGAAGACACUGAAGUGCCUGGCUCAGGGGCUGGCCUCCUCCUUCUCAUCUGCCCUUAACGCCUCCGUCCUCCACAUCGACGGAGCCAGUAAAGCCAGCCAGGACAGCGAUGAGGUGAAGCUGGAUGUCGACAGCCAGUUGCAAGCAGCUUUUGAAGGAGACAAACCCGUGGCUGUCAUUCACCGCUUCGAAGAGCUGCCUCCAGGCUCCACCCUUAUUUUUUAUCGCUACUGUGACCACGAAAGUGCAGCAUACAAGCAGGUAUUCUUGUUGUUUACUGUGCUGCUGCCUCAAGAUGAAAUUGAGAAUAAGCAGAGUCUGAAGGAGGUGGAGGAGGCUGUGCAAGAUUAUGUUAAAGCAAGGCUGGUGGGCUCCGGCAACCAAACGGCCUUCAAUGAGAUGGAUGCUGACAAGUACGGUGGACUGUGGAGCCGUAUCUCCCAUCUUGUCUUGCCUGUGGUGUCUGAGAAGGAAGUGGAGCAGAAAGGAUGCUGAUGAACAAAGCUGGCAUCAAAAAGGAAGUCAGGGAUAUCACUUUGGACCAGCCUGAUCCUUCUUGACACUGUGCAGGAGCUGUGAUGCAGAGACGUAACAUGUAGAUGAAGUGUGUGUCCUGUUAUAUUUCAAAUAUAGACUUGCUUUGUUUGUAUUAAUCUCUCUGUGUAAGAGACAAGAUUGUAUUCAAGCUGCAGUCCAAUGUUGAUGAUUCAGGUUAAAUGCUCACAAAGAUGUCCAGCACUGAAGUUUUUUUUACACAUGUGUACAUGUACAGGCUUUCCAUAAAGGAUGUGACGGUGAUGUUUCACCACCAAUUCAUAUACGAUUUGUGUCCCUUCAUUUAAUUCUCUUUUGUACAUGAUUGGUUUGGCUUUGCACUAAAGAUGUUUGAUUUUGCUUCAAGUAUCCAUUUUAUCAACAAUACUGGCUUUUAUUAAGAUAAAUAUUUUAUAUUCUGUGUUUUUCUGAAUGUGUAUUUUUGUUAUAUACUGUAUCUUUACUAGAUUUAAAUAAUUUUUGAUAGCUCUGUACAUAUAUUGGAUAUAAAAAAUGUUUGUUUUUUUGCACCUGUUGUACUUGCAGUGUUGUCAACUUAAAAACAAACAGGUUCUCACUAAGUGAUUUGAAUUUGUAAAAAAUAUUUUGACUAAAUAUUAGUCAGCAAGUCACAGAAUGUGCCUUAAACACCCAAAUGGAGAAGAUCAGACUAUAUUUAAAAAAAUAGCAACAGACUCAUCAAUCAUUUGUUUCUGUAUUUUGACAACAUCACAACUCAAACAAGGUUUCUUGUAGACAGAUUUUUGCAAAUUUAAAUGAUAAAAUACUGAAAAGUGUUCUUUUUUUCAUGUGAUACAGUUCAUUCCUCUGAUGUUAUCCCUCUGAGAUGGAUUUUGUUGUGCUUAUAUGAACACAUGUACAUUUUAAAUAAAGAUUAUUUUGAUAUGUC